AUGUCUUUCGAAACCACAGGCACCAUCGCAUCCUUCGGCGGCAAGCUUCUCAAGUUGAAGCACAAGUCCUCAAGCACAAACACCGACAUGGAGCUGAACGUGUUCCUGCCUCCACAAGCACUCAAGUCCGGCGCCAAGGUCCCAGUUCUCUUCUACCUUUCCGGCCUCACAUGCACCGGCAAUAACUGCUCAGAAAAGGGUUUUUUCCAGCACGGCGCAGCCAAACAUGGCAUCGCUGUCGUGUACCCUGAUACUUCACCGAGGGGCUUACAGAUCGAAGGUGAAGACGAGUCAUACGACUUCGGGUCAGGCGCAGGUUUCUACGUCGAUGCCACCAAGGAGCCAUGGUCAAAGGGCUACAACAUGUACUCAUACAUCACCAAAGAGCUCCCCGAAGCGCUGUUCUCGUCUUUCAAAGAGCUAGAUUCCAGCAAAGUCAGCAUCACAGGGCACAGCAUGGGUGGACACGGCGCAUUGACACUGUUCCUCAAGAACCCCGGCAUGUACAAGUCUGUCUCUGCAUUCGCACCCAUCGCCAACCCCAUCAACUGCCCAUGGGGCCAAAAAGCUUUCAAGGGAUACUUUGGCGAGGACCAGCAACAAAAGUGGAAGGAGCAUGAUGCGUCAGAGCUGGUCAAGCAAUGGAAGGGUCCUCUUGAGAUGCUCAUCGAUGUGGGCACUGGAGACAACUUCUAUAAGCAAGGCCAGCUUCUACCGGAGAACUUCGUCAAGGCAGCCAAGGAAGCUGGCAAUGACAAGGGCAUUCAACUGCGCAUGCAGCCCGAUUACGAUCACAGCUACUACUUCAUGGCCACAUUUGCUGACGAUCACGUCGAGUGGGCGGCGAAGCAUCUAGGCGCAUAG
Alternaria ethzedia is the source of this 864-nucleotide messenger RNA. RefSeq lists its product as uncharacterized. The transcript is spliced from 4 exons. The record is from RefSeq and is a predicted model, not a curated record. The coding region runs from base 1 to 864 and encodes 287 amino acids. Gene Ontology annotation, biological process: formaldehyde catabolic process. Gene Ontology annotation, molecular function: S-formylglutathione hydrolase activity. Gene Ontology annotation, cellular component: cytosol. NCBI's taxonomy places the organism in Eukaryota, Fungi, Ascomycota, Dothideomycetes, Pleosporales, Pleosporaceae.